AUGCUAGUCCACCUUUUCUUCGACGAUUCGUUUUGGCGUGUGGUGACUGGUCUUCGACCAAGACAUCGUACUUCGCCAAUGGCAAUUGGCGAAUUGUACUUCUGCACCGGUGAGGGUUUUUACCCCGUCAGCAUGAGGGAUCGAUUCGCUGUUUCGCCCUUGCCUGCUGUUUCUUUACGUUCUUCUGUUGGUGCUUCUGCUUCCGCUCCUGCUUGUGUUGCCUCGCCUGUCUCCUCGCCUGUCCGUGAGGUUCCACGCCUUACAUUUUCGUUUGCUUCUCCCUCUCCCACAAUUAUAAAAGGUAAACGUAAGUGUUACUUUAUGGACUGUGCUGCUGCUCUUGGCUUGCCUUCUGUCGAUUGUGGUCUGGUGCCUUCUUUGCCUCCCCUUCCCCAAUACGACCCUUCCGUUCCUGGCUUUGCCUAUGUCGGCUUAGUGAUCAGUCGAGCAUGGCUGGCUGAGAACGUGACCUGUGUUCGCUCGGAGCCUUUGCUUGCUGCUUCCGUUGCUUCUUCUUUGCCUCUUGGUGUGCCGUGCUCGGUUGUUUCUUGCUCCGGGGCUUCGUCUUCGGUUGCCGACAUGGUGUCCUCUCCUGUGUCUGCUCCUGUAGCUUCCUCUUGGGAGUCUUUGACAUAUUCGACCUCUGUGGAGGUAAUGGGACGUUCGGCGUCCUCUUCCUUUGUCUCCGGUGUUGCUGGGUCGUCUCCUGUUGUUGCCGCGGAGCUCUCUGCGCCUUUUGUGGAGACUUCGCUUGUUCCGGCUGCUGUGUCUGAGCCUUCGGCCAAUACUGUAGCUGAGAUUGUUUGUCCUGUUGUUGUGCCUGGCCCUGUUGCUGUCACUACAGCCACAGUUGUACCGCGGCCUGUGGCUAUCCCUCGUCCGUUUUCUUUGCGUCGUCGUUCUGGUGCUGGUCGUUCUGCUCGCGCUGUUGUUGCGAUCUCUCCUGCUGCCGUUUCGUUUUCUGGUGCUCGUCUUUCUCCUUCGGAGAAUGUAAUCUCUGGAGUCAAAAGAAAUAUGCCUCCUCCCUCACCACCAACCUCUCGUCGUCGUCGGCUUUCCUGUUGUCCUCUUCCGGAGAAGGUGUCUCUUGCUGUUUCCUCUGUCCCUGUGGUUUCCUCCGUCUCUUCUGUUCCGGCGGUCGGUGUCGUUGAGGCUUCCUCAAUCUCUGUUUCCCCUGCGCGUCCCAUUGCUAUGCCGUGCGUAUCCCAUUACGAAAAAGCCAGGGAGAAACAGAGUUUGAGGGACCUCUUCGACGCUGCCGAAAAGGAAGUUGGAGCAGACAACAUUCAUUCAGUAAGCUUUAAACGGAGUUAUAACUUACAAAUGAGAUACAUGAAGCAGAAAUCGUUGUCUUUGGACUGUGCGUUGACUAAAUUGGGGUCAUACAAGGAUCAAGUUCAAGGACUACGAAAUAAUUGGAUACUUUUUGAAUGUCGCUUGACAGAUUUAUGUUUUAAGUUUCCUAGUAAUUACAUUGUAGUCAUAGUUGCAAUUGUCUAA
This is a messenger RNA of Mucor mucedo, 1500 nucleotides long. RefSeq lists its product as uncharacterized. Lineage: Eukaryota; Fungi; Mucoromycota; Mucoromycetes; Mucorales; Mucoraceae. The record is from RefSeq and is a predicted model, not a curated record. Bases 1 to 1500 code for a protein of 499 amino acids. The transcript has 3 exons.